CAUAGCUGGUGUAGUUAAUACUUGAUUAGCAUAGUUAGUGUAGUUAGUGCUAGUUAGCACUGUUGGUACAGUUAGCGUAGUUAGCGCUGUUAGUAGAGACAGCACACUUAGCACUGUUAGUACAGUUAGCAUUGUUAGUUAGCGUAGUUAGCGUUCUAGGUAGUGCUGUCAGUCAGUGUAGUUAGCAGGUCACCAUGAUGCAGGGCCUCACAGCCAACUCUGCUGACAAGGAGGCUCAUAUUGACGGCUUUGAGAUCCUCCGCACCAUUGGUGAAGGCACCUUCAGUAAAGUGAAGUUGGCGCGGCACAUUCUGACCGGGACACAGGUGGCUCUCAAGGUGAUUAAGAAAAGGCGUCAGAGCGUCGCAAGUGUCCAGGCAGUUUUCCGGGAAGUGUGCAGUAUGAAGCUCCUGAAUCACCCCAAUAUUGUGAAACUGCUGGGGGCGAUUAACACAGAGGAGGCAUUUAUUCUGGUGAUGGAGUACCUCAGUGGGGGGGACAUGUGCCACUAUUUGAAGAUCCAUGACCGUAUGACAGAGGCGGAGGCCCGAGGCCCGUUCCGGCAGCUGCUCUCCGCCUUGCAGCACUGCCACCAGAGGGGCAUCGUGCAUCGGGACCUGAAGCCAGAGAACAUCCUCUUUGAUUCCAACAUGAAUAUCAAACUUACAGACUUUGGCUUCAGCAACAAGUGUGAUGACUCUGGACAAAUGGACACAAUCUGCGGCACACCCCCUUACUUUGCCCCGGAAAUCUUCCUGGGGCAGAGCUACGGCCCUGCGGUGGACGUGUGGAGCCUGGGAGUAGUGCUCUACGCCAUGGUAACUGGGUGCCAGCCCUUUUGGGGAAAAGACUACCAGGAGCUGCGGAAGCAAGUCCUACAAGGGAAAUACCACAUCCCACCUUAUCUGUCUUUGGAGAUAAGGGAUCUAUUACAAAAAAUGAUUGCCCUCAACCCCAGUGACAGAGGCACCUUACCUGACCUCAUGGGGCAUGCUUGGUUAAACAUGGGCCAGAAGGAGCCACUCCAGCCACCCUGUGAAGAGGACCUGAAGGUGACAACGGUGACGACUCCGGGCUUGACUUGCGACCAGAUCCAGGAUGCUGGAACAGGCAGUGUGAGCGCCAAGAAACCCCAGGUAGGGGCCUCCAUCGUAACUGUGAGGCCCUUCUGUCGCGGGGACCUCAGCGGCAGUGAACUUGAGCCUUCUCAAAGCCCUGUGGUGUCCCCCCUGAAAAGCAGGUGGCUCUACCAGGGAGAAAACGUGCAGCUGCAGGAAGACCAGCAGGCGGAGCAGAAGACCGGUGAGUCUGCCUGUCCCCCACCCAGCCUGGAGGCGAGGACUGCCACCCCCAGCCCAGCCCCCCAGUGUGGCACUGGGACAUCCCCCUCCACCAGCAGCAGGAUUGGAGCCCCAGAGGGAACCAGCUGCCCCCCGGGUGUGUCCAACACUGGAGGGUCCUCCCACACUGGGCAGCCUGAGAGUGUGUCCUCAUCCACUCCCUCUGGCCACAGCCAGAAAAAGCAAGGGGUGGCUAGGAGAAUCUGGAACUUUGUUUUGAAACAUCUUUGUUGCAAGCUGCCCAGCAAGAGGCGUCAUAAUAAAGUGAGCCCAUGUGAACCCCAUGCAUGACCGAGGCAGGAAGGUCAGGCCGCCGCGCUCCCUGGGGCCCGGUCCAGUGGAAGAUGAGGGUGUUCUCUGCGCGGCCUUCAGAAGCAUCGUAUCCAAGACCCUGGCCAGCUCAGAGGAUGGUCCGGAGCAGCCCGGGCGACCGAAAGCGAGGCCACCGUGGCUGCAGGUCUGCCCCUCAACCCCCACCUGGGUGAAACUUCAGAGACUGGACUGUCAUUCCUGGGUCACGUCUCCCCUCCCCCACUCUUCUGUCUUCCGUGUUGGUGGGGGAGGGGGAUAGUUCUUGUUCCAAGGACUCCUUGGUUCUUCCAAUUCUAGUUAAUAAACUUGAUGCUCGGGCUUCCCUGGUGGCGCAGUGGUUGAGAAUCUGCCCGCCAAUGCAGGGGACACGGGUUCGAGCCCUGGUCUGGGAAGAUCCCAUGUGCCGCGGAGCAGCUGGGCCCGUGAGCCACAAUUACUGAGCCUGUGCAUCUGGAGCCUGUGCUCCGCAACAAGAGAGGCCGCGACAGUGAGAGGCCCGCGCACCGCGAUGAAGAGUGGCCCCCGCUUGCCACAACUAGAGAAAGCCCUAGCACAGAAACUAAAACCCAACACAGCCAUAAAUAGAUAAAUAAAUACUUUAAAAAAAAAACAAAAAAAACUUGAUGCUCCAGAAAGAUGUAUCACACCCUGCUUUGCAUCUGCUGUGAUGUAUAGUGCUCAAGGAGACACCUAGAAAGACAGAAGCUGAGAGAUUGGAGUGUGGAUGCACAAAUAGAGUUACUAGGAAUGGGAGAAGUACAAUUUAAACUCAGUUACUGGGGCGCACACUUCCACUCCAGCACAACGCAGUGCUUUACAUGUUUACAUGGCCCCAAGGUAUUAUAGGACACAUUCCCAUUAGCUCUGUUGCUUCUGGGCCAUGCUCAGGAACUAGGUCAAUACAGAUGCUCCUGGGUGGGGAUCCAGCAUCCACAUUGCUCAGUUCCAUCCUUUUCCAUAAGCCCGAGCUCACCCCCAGCCUCCUCCCCACAAACAGGUGGAGGUCAGCUCAUGACUCUCACAAUCCUCAGGUUCUUCCAACCUGCUUUCAUCCUUGGGGAAAACCAGCCAAUUGUUGGCUUGUCUUUCCCAAAGUUAUCAUCCUCUUUAUUUCUAAUGUGGAACACCUACCUCUUUAUUCAAUUUCAGAUUUUAUAAAAUACUGGAAAAGUCUUUGGCUUUAAGCUGCUUUUUUCUGCUUUCCUACAACAAAUGUCCACUGAGAAAGAAAACAGAAAAUCAUUAUCUAAUUGAAAUUGUAGGAGCAAAUAUAUGUAGAAAAAAUAUAUAUACCUUGAUACUGUCCCAUUUGUAUACAUAUUUCUGAUCAGUGCCAUUUGUAUAGCUUCACUAUUAAUUGUCAAUUCCUUUGGGGUAACCUGGAGUCCCUACUGACAUGCAAACAUUCUCUGAGAAAACAGCACUGCUAUUACCACUUAACUAUGCUUUAAGGUAAAUUAAUUUGUCAGCUUUGUUGGUAUGACCACUGACAGUCACUAGACUGCAGCUCGUUAAGAUUGGUUAUAAAAUGUGUUUUGCUGGAGGGCGGGGGAGAGGAAGUUUCUGAGCCCAGUUGAUAUUCUCAGACUAAUUCACAGUGUGGUCUUGGGGGCUGUUCCUGUCUCUGGAAUAGAAGCGGCCAGAGAGUGAAGAAUUACAAGAACAUUUACUUCCUUCAUUUCCUCUUUAGUUCUAAAUAUAUCUCAAUGUCCAAAAAUAAAAGGCUAUGUAAUAUAUUUCCAGUUUUUCUUUAUGAAUAGGAUCAGUAAAUAAUUAAUAAAAGCAAAUUAAAAGUGAA
Balaenoptera ricei (Rice's whale) is the source of this 3450-nucleotide messenger RNA. RefSeq names its product serine/threonine-protein kinase MARK2-like. Gene Ontology annotation, molecular function: ATP binding; protein serine/threonine kinase activity; tau-protein kinase activity. The record is from RefSeq and is a predicted model, not a curated record. The transcript has a single exon. Lineage: Eukaryota; Metazoa; Chordata; Mammalia; Artiodactyla; Balaenopteridae. Gene Ontology annotation, biological process: intracellular signal transduction; protein phosphorylation; microtubule cytoskeleton organization. Gene Ontology annotation, cellular component: cytoplasm. The coding region runs from base 195 to 1631 and encodes 478 amino acids.